Closterium sp. NIES-67 is the source of this 285-nucleotide messenger RNA. The record is from the annotation of a GenBank genome assembly. NCBI's taxonomy places the organism in Eukaryota, Viridiplantae, Streptophyta, Zygnematophyceae, Desmidiales, Closteriaceae.
AGGGAUGGCGAGGAGCGCCGCUGUGAAGGAGGGGAGGCAGAGUGUCGUGCAGUGGUGGAACUGGCACGGCACGGACUUUCCCGAGCUCGCCACGCUUGCGUGCCGCGUACUCACACAGCCUGUGUCGGCGGCAGCAUGCGAGCGCAACUGGGCCGUGUGGGAGUCGGUCCACACGGCCAAGCGCAACCGCUUGGGGUCGGAAAAGCUCAACGAUCUCGUGUACGUUGCGCACAACUGGAAACGUUUUGCGUAUAUACGCUAGCGUACUAAACGCGAAACGCGUUU